GUUCGUAGUUCACGUGACAUUCAGCAAGCCUCUGACUCGAGCAAGUUGCGGAGAAGAACACAACAGAGAAGUCUUCCAUACGAACUCAGACGUCUCACGAAACGCUGCCAACCAAACAAGAUGUUUUCUCUCGGGGAGAAGGUGGAGUUUCUCCUAGCUAACCCGUUUUCCACACCUGUUGGCCAGAGAAUCGAGCAAGCGACCAGCGGCUCUCGGCAGUCAGAGGACUGGGGACUUAACAUGGAGAUAUGUGACAUCAUCAAUGAGACGGACGAGGGACCAAGAGAUGCAGUCAAAGCCAUUAAGAAGAGGAUCGUAGGUAACAAGAAUUUUAGAGAAAUCAUGUUGGCCCUGACUGUUCUUGAGACAUGCGUAAAGAAUUGCGGCCAUCGCUUCCACGUGUUUGUGGCGUCACAGGAGUUUGUUGAAGGAGUUUUAGUGCGAGCCAUUUUGCCCAAAUAUAAUCCGCCCACUGUUCUCCAUGACAGGGUGCUCAGUCUCAUACAAUCAUGGGCUGAUGCUUUCCGUACUUCCCCCUCCCUUGGGGGCGUGGUCUAUGUUUAUGAUGACCUGAGAAGACGAGGUUUGGAGUUUCCCAUGACAGACUUAGAUGCUCUAUCGCCCAUUCACACUCCCAGCAGGACUGUGCCAGAAAACGAAACCCACCAGUCCACGGAUGCACCUCCUCAUCAGUCACAACCGCAAACUCCCUCCAGUUGUCCUACUACAAAUUCUUCACCUGCAUCUCAGCCCAUUGAGGGACUACCUGCCCUCUCGGCAGAGCAGAAAGACAAGCUGCAGCAAGAACUUGCACUUGUAAAGGGAAACCUCAUUGUCAUGAAUGAAAUGCUGAAUGAAGUUAAACCCGGACAGAGCAAGCAGGAUGAUACAGAACUUCUGCAGCAACUCUACUCAGUGUGUAAGAACAUGCAAACUCGAGUGGUGGAGCUCAUCCCCCAGUUGCUGGAUGAAGGACUCAUUGAGGAGCUUCUUGUGGUUAAUGAUGACCUCAACAAUGCUUUCAUCCGUUACGAGAGGUUUGACAGACUUAACAAGGCACAAAUGACAAAUACUGAAGAAAGUCCUGUCAGCCACCUGAACCUCAUCGACCUCAGUCCAGAGCCCUCAAGACUCAACCAGCCUGCUGUCAUCACUACAAACAAUCAACCUGAAGUCAACACGUGGACCAAUCAGAGGCAGUCGGACAACCACAUAGAUGAGGAAGAGUUUGAUAUGUUUGCUCAAACCCGAGGAAGCUGCUUAGCAGAGCUGAGAAAGAGUGUUAGGUAUGAAGACCCUGGCGCUGUAGAGGGUCUUGCUGGGGCUCUCGACUCAAAGCUGCAAGUCACAGGAAAUAUGGAGCAAGUAAAAAACACUCUAAAGAACAAUGUGGAUCAAUGGCUGUCUUGUGACAUGGAAGACCAAUCUGCGGUCAGUGAGGGAGUAUCCAGUGAAGAGUUUGAUAAGUUUUUGGAUGAUCGUGCAAAGGAAUCUGACCAGCCUAGCCAUACGACCUGUGGCACACUGCCUUCCCCCGCCAGGCUGCUGCCACAGGCGACAAAGCAACAGGACAGUUCACAUGACCAGCUUUUUUCCCUCUAGGUUUGGGAGCCAUGAUAAAAGAGCAAAUAGAUGUUUUUUGUUUGUUUGUUUGUUUGUUUAAUAAACAAGCAGAUGUGAUCACUGAAAUAUGAGUACAACUAUGGCCUUGAAAGCCAUGUUUUAACCAAAUGGUCCAUUUCAGUAAAGCUCUUCAUGGUGCAGAUUAGAACAAUAAAUACCUUAUUCAUCCCAUGAGCUAAAUUAAUGUUCACAUCAGCAGUAUUCACCCAUAUACACCAGCAUCACUGGUAUGGAAACAAACAGCAAUGUAAAAAAUAAACACAAAGAGCAACAUUGGGAAGGAAUUAAAAAAACAAUCUAAGCGCGAAGAAUAAGAGCAGAUGCGGAGGAUAUUUCCUGUUUUUUUAGUGGCAACUGAUAAAUAUUCCACUUGAGUCUAGUUAAGUUAGACCAUGGUGACAACGGCUGGGUGACAUCAUACAAUACGUAACAAAAGAAUACCGUGACACAGAGGACAAAGGACAAUACUGUUGACUGUUGAAUCAGGAGACGGCAGUGUGUCUGUGACUUCCCUGUGGAUACAAUACCAUUCUAGAUUGUGCUUCGAAUAAAUGGUGUCAACACUUAGCCUAGAUUUGGUAUUUUGUUACCCCGCCCAUUAAUUGACUGUAGAAAUGCAAAAAAGAAAAAAAACAUUGUCAACGUGAUACUAAAAUGAGCCAAGCAGAACUGCUUGGGAAAUUUCCUGUAGACCAAAACCUGC
This is a messenger RNA of Hippocampus comes (tiger tail seahorse), 2326 nucleotides long. RefSeq names its product target of Myb protein 1. Gene Ontology annotation, cellular component: endosome; membrane. Gene Ontology annotation, biological process: signal transduction. Bases 121 to 1602 code for a protein of 493 amino acids. Lineage: Eukaryota; Metazoa; Chordata; Actinopteri; Syngnathiformes; Syngnathidae. Gene Ontology annotation, molecular function: ubiquitin binding; clathrin binding; phosphatidylinositol binding. The transcript is spliced from 15 exons. The record is from RefSeq and is a predicted model, not a curated record.